This is a messenger RNA of Phycomyces blakesleeanus NRRL 1555(-), 1251 nucleotides long. RefSeq lists its product as hypothetical. The record is from RefSeq and is a predicted model, not a curated record. The coding region runs from base 1 to 1251 and encodes 416 amino acids. The transcript is spliced from 3 exons. Lineage: Eukaryota; Fungi; Mucoromycota; Mucoromycetes; Mucorales; Phycomycetaceae.
AUGCAAUCGCUUAUGUCUACAACUGGCUCGCAAAAGUCUCAUAAUUCCUUACAUUCAAUCCGUGGUUAUGAGCAGCGUGGUGGUACCUUGCAGCACUCUCAAUAUAACCGCCCUCGAGCAUCAUCUCGUUGUUCUUCUUUUAAUUCACGUUCACAAACUAGUGGGGUUAAUGAACGAGGUGUCUCCUGUACAGCCCCUCUGUUGCAACAACAGUCCCAUACUCAUCGAAGUAGAGUAUCCAGCUAUCCCUAUGCACGUUCACUCUUAGCAACUGAGCCAAGGACCCGUAAAGUAUCUUCCAAAAUAAAGAGUAUAUUCAAUUCAACCAUCUCAGUCUCUCGAAAUGCCACUUGGAAUCGUGUUACUCAGUCCCUCCCUGAAUUGGGAGCAAGAGCUGAAACCCUGGUAGCAGUAGGACUCUCAGAGACAUCUGCCCCCUCCGUUCAUUCAGAUAGUGCUUCUGAUGUAUCAGAUCACUCGGACUCACCCCGAUUGUCUGCCCUAAGUAACGGUUCUAUUUAUGAUGCCUUAUCCGCAUCUUCCUUUGAAAGACACCGUUCUCUAAAUCAAACACCUUUGGCCGAUUUGGAUAGUCAAUCUCUCGAAACUCACCAGGACAUUUCCCCACCACAGUCUCCUAAUCGUGGUGAAGUAUCUUCUCCUUUUAGUACCCGAGAAACUACUCCAGAAGGCUCAGACCAGUCAUUUGUAUCGUCUGAAUCUUUGUCUCAUGAGACUGAAAGAGACGUCGAACCUAUUCAAGAGCCAACUCCAGAGCCAACUCCAAUAAAUACUCAAGAGUCUGCCCCAAGUCCUAUUGAGGACCAUACCAAAAGUCUUGCUCAAGAGCCUGUCAAGCACCCAGCCAAAGACUCGGCAAAAAAUCCAGCUGAUGACUACAGUCCAAUGCGCACGGUUCCGUCUUCUAUAGUAAGACUAUCUGAGCGCUUGCAAAGUAUUGUUGAAAAGGUAGUUAUGCUGGAGCAGAAACAAAUGAAACCAAAACGCUCUUUACCGCAGUCACUUCUUCCAGCCAAACCGUUUAUUCAGGUACACGAGCAAAUACACACUCCUCUGGUUACCAAACGCAAGGCACAAUUUACGGAGGAUCCUAAAGAUAAAGAUACUAAACCUACUAAGCGCCAGGAGAUAGCUCUACCUCGUCGCUCAGAGCGCCUUGCAGCCAAGAGAAGAAAGAUUAACAUGGAGCUUAGUUCCAAGUCAGGUCCCAAGAAAGGACCCAAGCACUGA